AUCACCAAAACAAAAAAAAAAACCCAUUUUUUUUUCUCUGUCCACUCUUUGAAGUCACAAAACUCUUACUGACUUCACUUGUUUUUAUUGCAUUAAGAGCUUUUCUCUGUCACCUUUCUGAUGAAGAUACUAAUUAAACCAUGCUUCCUUUGCUUCUAGUCCGGGGGAAUUUGCUCUUACUUUGAGUAGAAAACAAGUAUUUCAGUUUUAAUGUUAAAAUUGUAAGGAAAGGGUAUGGGAGAUAUAGCACUUUCAAUCUUCACCUUUUUCAUUUAUUUCCAUUUCCUUUCUUGUUUACCUUUUAGCAGGGGAUUCCCUUUGUGGGUUUUGCCUGUUAUAUAGUUUAUAUUAUUAUUUUUUGGGAGAUGGGAAUGACUAUUUUUUUAUUUGAGAAAAAAAAUUAUCACAGGGGUAGUAGUAGUAGUAGAUGAGGAGGUGAGGCUAUAAAGAAAUCAGUGCCAACUUCAUCAUCAUCAUCAUGGCUUCAUCAAACAGGCACUGGCCUAGUAUGUUCAAAUCCAAACCUUGCAAUACAAACCAUCAAUGGCAACAUGAUAUCAACUCUUCUCUUAUGUCAAGUUCUUGCCAUAGAUCCUCUUUCACCUCAGUUGCAGGUUGUGAAGAACGUACACCUGAGCCUAAACCAAGAUGGAAUCCAAAACCUGAACAGAUUCGUAUACUGGAAGCUAUUUUCAACUCCGGGAUGGUUAAUCCACCGAGGGAUGAGAUAAGGAAGAUUAGAGCUCAGUUGCAAGAGUAUGGUCAAGUAGGUGAUGCCAAUGUGUUUUACUGGUUUCAAAACAGGAAAUCAAGAAGCAAACCCAAGGUUCGUAACCAGCUGCAAAACACUAAGCAACAAACAACAUCAUCCUCUUCAUCGUCCUCAUCCGAAGGAGCUAUUAACAAGAGCACUCUCUCUUUGAGUUCUUCAGCGCAUGCCAUCGAUGUUUCUAACUCUCCAAGUGGAUCGGUGAACCAGACCUACUUUCACCAUCAGCAGCAACCUCAAAACGAGUUGUUGAACGAACCCUUUUUCUUUCCAGUGCAACAACAGGCUACUGGAUUCACGCAAGGGUUCGGGUUUUCCGACGGGAUUCAAGUUCCUGAACAACAACCGGUUGGACCCUGUACGAGUCUAUUGUUGAGUGAGAUAUUGAACCAUGGUGCUUCGAGGAAAGAACAUGAAGAAAAUAUGAUGAUGCAGCUGCAACUUAGUUACACUAUGGCUGCUCCUACUACAAUUACUGUUCCAUCUCACAAUCACCACAUUCAUGGUGAAUCGGGUGCAGUGGAACCAGGAGGUGUAGCCAGAUCAUCGACGGUGUUCAUCGAUGAUGUAGCCUUUGAGGUGGCGGUGGGACCAUUCAACGUGCGAGAAGCUUUUGGUGAUGAUGCAAUAUUGAUUAACUCUGCUGGUCAACCUGUUCUCACCAACGAGUGGGGGAUAACCCUUCAAUCCCUUCAACAUGGUGGAGUUUACUACCUGCUUCGUUCAUCAACCCCCUUUUCCGUAUAACCAAGGUUUAGAAAUAUGUGGAAAUGGAUGACAUACAGAGACAUUGGCUGACACUGUCCUUUUUACUUCUCGUUCUUUGCUUGUUUUUCUCAAGGUUGAAAUUUAUAGCUUUAUAAGCUAUUGUCCUUAAGGCUAUCUCUCUCUAUAUUAUUAUGGAUAUAUAUGUAUUUGGAAUAGUAUGACAACUUUGUGGCACAA
Messenger RNA from Gossypium raimondii (Peruvian cotton), 1714 nucleotides. Its product is annotated as WUSCHEL-related homeobox 9. Gene Ontology annotation, biological process: regulation of developmental process. The record is from RefSeq and is a predicted model, not a curated record. Lineage: Eukaryota; Viridiplantae; Streptophyta; Magnoliopsida; Malvales; Malvaceae. The transcript is spliced from 4 exons. Gene Ontology annotation, molecular function: DNA-binding transcription factor activity; DNA binding. Bases 479 to 1516 code for a protein of 345 amino acids.